GGCAUCAAAGAGCUGCAAUCAUGAAUUCUUCCGGGGAAAACUCCACGUACAGGUGUAAGUUCGACGAGGACUUCAAAUACGUCCUCCUGCCCGUGUCCUACGGCAUCGUCUUCUGCGUGGGAUUGAUCCUCAACGUAGCGGCGCUCUACAUCUUCAUAUUCCGCAUAAAACCCUGGAACGCCUCGACCACGUACAUGUUCAACCUGGCCAUAUGCGACAUGAUGUAUGUGAUAUCCCUGCCCCUGCUGGUGUACUAUUACUCCCAGGGAGACAACUGGCCGUUUAGCGUGGGGUUGUGCAAAAUAGUCAAGUUCCUCUUCUACACCAACAUGUACUGCAGCAUCUUCUUCCUCCUCUGCAUCAGCAUCCACCGCUUCCUCGGGAUCUGUUACCCCAUGAAGUCGCUGGGCUGGCUAAAGGUCCGGAACGCUCGGAUCAUCUCCGUCUUGGUCUGGGUGAUUGUAUCCGCCUUCCAGUCCCCGAUCCUGUACUUUGUAACGACCAGCAGCAACGGGGACAACACCAUCUGCCACGACACCUCCAGCGCGGACCUCUUCGACACGUUUGUCAUCUACAGCACGGUCAACCUGGCCUUGUUGUUUUGCGUUCCUUUCGUCACCAUCCUGGCCUGCUACGUGCUGAUGACAAAAGCUCUCCUGAAGCCAUCAGCAGCCACUUCUCAGACUUCCAAGUCCAAGAGGAAGUCCAUCAAGAUGAUCAUCAUCGUUCUCCUCGUCUUCAUUGUCUGCUUCUUACCGUUCCACGUCAACCGGACACUUUAUUAUUACUUCCGCAAGAUGGACCUCGAGUGCGACGUUCUGAACGCUAUCAACUUGGCUUACAAGGUGACCCGGCCGUUGGCCAGCGUCAACAGCUGCCUCGACCCCAUCUUGUACUUCCUGGCCGGGCAGACCGUCCGGCGGAAUAUUAAUAUUAUCGGCCGGAGCCGCAUCACCAAGAUGAAAAGCAAGAUCUCAAACUACAUGCAGGACAACAACUGGAGCUCGGUGGGGGACGGAAACGUUGCUAACGAUAGUGCCCCGAGCCCUAGCCUGACCGUGAUCACCAGGAUGUGAAGAACACAGAACUAACGGGGG
Molecule: messenger RNA, 1097 nt
Organism: Spea bombifrons (plains spadefoot toad)
Lineage: Eukaryota; Metazoa; Chordata; Amphibia; Anura; Pelobatidae
Product: P2Y purinoceptor 2-like
Exons: 1
Coding region: 21-1076 (351 amino acids)
Biological process (GO): transepithelial chloride transport; G protein-coupled receptor signaling pathway
Cellular component (GO): plasma membrane
Molecular function (GO): A1 adenosine receptor binding; G protein-coupled purinergic nucleotide receptor activity; G protein-coupled UTP receptor activity
Source: RefSeq, a predicted model, not a curated record